Olea europaea var. sylvestris is the source of this 1712-nucleotide messenger RNA. Its product is annotated as phosphatidylinositol:ceramide inositolphosphotransferase 1-like. Gene Ontology annotation, cellular component: trans-Golgi network; endoplasmic reticulum membrane; Golgi membrane. The record is from RefSeq and is a predicted model, not a curated record. Gene Ontology annotation, biological process: ceramide biosynthetic process. The transcript is spliced from 12 exons. Lineage: Eukaryota; Viridiplantae; Streptophyta; Magnoliopsida; Lamiales; Oleaceae. Gene Ontology annotation, molecular function: inositol phosphoceramide synthase activity; sphingomyelin synthase activity; ceramide cholinephosphotransferase activity. Bases 515 to 1435 code for a protein of 306 amino acids.
UUAAGAAAUAAUUACGAAGUAAAUUCCAUUUUUGUGUAUUAAAGAAUAUUUUUUUGGAGGUCUAUAUCAGUCACGAAUUUCCUCUACUUUUGGUAAGCAGCGAAAUUUAAUUUCUACGUGUGUGAAAAAUCCUCGCUCUCUCACUUGCAACUGUCCCUCCGUGUUCAUCUCGCGUUUCAGUAGGCAUCUUUAGAGAGAGAAAUGGAAAGGCAACCCUGUUUCUAGAGAGAGAAAAAAGUUCCUCUUUGAAGUUUGUUAGUUGUGGAUUUCGAUUAAUCAACAAUACAGUUUUUUAUAUUUUUUGGACAACCAUUGCAAGAAUCGAUCAUUAUCUUGAAGGAUCAUUGAUUUAGCAACUGGGUUUUUACUUCAUCGGAUCUUGAAGGAGUUUUUGAGCGUAAUUCUGGGAUAUAUUGGUUAACUCUUCACUGAACGGAGAUGAUGAUGUUGACAUUCGAAACAGUUUGGUUGUGAUGUAAUAUGGAAGUUUUGUUUGUUCGCACAUACAUAGAAGAUGUCGCUUUACAUUGGUCGCGGGGCUUCAAAGUUAUGGAAGAGGUUUUGUGCGGAGACAACUACAGAAAUCAAUCUUCUUGCAGAAAAUUGGAAGUAUAUUUUAGGAGGUUUAAUUUGUCAGUACAUCCAUGGACUGGCUGCUCGAGGUGUUCAUUAUAUACAUCGACCAGGACCCAUACUUCAGGACGUUGGCUUCUUUCUUCUUCCAGAGCUCGGAAAAGACAAAGCUUAUAUAAGUGAAACUGUAUUUACCUGCAUGUUUCUACUUUUUGUCUUGUGGACUUUCCAUCCCUUUGUUUUCAAAAGCAAGAAGAUUUACACAGUUCUGAUAUGGUGUAGGAUUCUGGCAUUCCUAGUUGCUUGUCAAAUUCUUCGGAUUAUAACUUUUUAUUCUACUCAACUCCCUGGCCCAAACUAUCACUGUCGCGAGGGCUCAAAGCUUGCCAGGCUUCCACGUCCUGAUAGCAUCUUAGAAGUUCUAUUAAUAGUUCCUAGUGGUGUGCUUUAUGGUUGUGGUGAUUUGAUAUUUUCAUCUCACAUGAUUUUCUCUCUAGUCUUUGUUCGGACAUACCAUAAAUAUGGCACCCGAAGGUUUGUAAAGCAGUGUGCUUGGUUAACCGUUGUGAUCCAAAGCUUGUUGAUCAUUGCAUCCCGCAAGCACUACACAGUUGAUGUCGUCGUAUCAUGGUAUACAGUUAAUUUGGUGGUGUUCUUUGUUGACAAGAAGUUGCCAGAACUGCCUGAUCGUGGAGCUUCAACAAUGUUGCUUCCAUUGAGCAAGGAUGGCAGGACGAAGGAAGAAAAUCACAGGCUCUUGAAUGGAAAUUCUGGAGACCCUUCCGACAAGAGGCCAAGAACUCAAAUAAACGGCAAGAUUAUGGAAGAUGGAAGCAUUGAUGCAGGGGUUAAUGGUGUAUAGACAAUGUAAAUUGAACCUCGUUUCAACUAUUGAAACAGCUACCGGGUAUACCUCGAAUGUAAUCUAGAUAAGUCCUAGGUUACUACUUAUGCUUUUAGAUAAUCUAUAGUCAUGCCGGGAUGGACUGAAACCUGUCAUCAGAUAUGCCAUGGUGUAUCAUGGAAUUCCGAUGUUCUCAUUGCUUCAAUUAUUUUUGAUCUUCAAUUCUCGCUAAUUUUUCAUUAUUUUCUGUUCUUAUUCAAGUCACGUAUAAAAACUUCAACAGAUUUACAGUCAA